Messenger RNA from Leucoraja erinaceus (little skate), 2954 nucleotides. It is a transcript of the gene olig2, whose product is annotated as oligodendrocyte lineage transcription factor 2. The coding region runs from base 196 to 1047 and encodes 283 amino acids. Gene Ontology annotation, molecular function: protein dimerization activity; DNA-binding transcription factor activity. The transcript has a single exon. NCBI's taxonomy places the organism in Eukaryota, Metazoa, Chordata, Chondrichthyes, Rajiformes, Rajidae. Gene Ontology annotation, biological process: myelination; neuron differentiation; oligodendrocyte cell fate specification. The record is from RefSeq and is a predicted model, not a curated record.
CAUUCAGUACUUGGUUACCUUGUCACGAUUGGAUAGUCCGGUGCCAGAAACAAUAGCAGAUACUCUCCGAAUCAUCUUCGACCCGCUUAUAAAAAGCAGGAGAACCCAAACGGCGGCUCGGCAAACACUGAUAACGUUUCUGCUUUACCUGUGGUGGGGGGGGAGGGGAGGCGGUAGGUAGGACGAGACACUCUUAUGUAUGAGGGUCUGUGGCGCCCAGAGCAAGUUUAUACUCCACUCCCCACCCUUCCUAGAGCCCGCCGAAUGGAUUCCGAUUCCAGUUUGAUAUCGAGUCAGCCGUCUUCUCCGGAGGCAGACAGUAUUUUUCUGUCGGACGAACCGACCUCGGGUUUCACCAGCACCGUAUCAUCCACGCAGAGCGACUGCGGAGCUCAGUUCUGCGGCGAGCGAGGCGGGCAGCUGAGAGGCAAGGACAUCAGGCUGAAAGACAAGAAGCAGAUGAGCGAGCCCGAGCUUCAGCAGCUGAGGCUGAAGAUCAACAGUCGCGAACGCAAGCGGAUGCACGAUCUAAACAUAGCCAUGGACGGGCUACGGGAAGUCAUGCCUUACGCCCACGGACCUUCUGUUAGAAAGUUAUCCAAAAUCGCCACCUUGCUCCUGGCCAGAAACUACAUCCUCAUGCUCACCAACUCGCUGGAGGAGAUGAAGAGGCUGGUGAGUGAGAUCUAUGGUGGCCACCACAGCAGUUUCCACCCAUCGGCCGCUUGCGGGACCCUCAGCCACGGCGCGGCGUCUCUGCCGGGCCACCUAGCAUCACACGCCGCUCACCAGGUUCACCAUCCCAUCAUGGCCCCGACAGUCACCUCAGCCUCUCUGUCCGGAGGCAGCAUCCCAACCGUGAACAGUAUCAGACCUCCUCAUGGUCUUCUCAAAUCGGCAUCCGCGGCCUCCGGCCCGCUGGGCAGCGGGUUUCAGCACUGGGGAGGCAUGCCCUGCCCGUGUACCAUGUGUCAGGUGCCACCGCCUCACCAUGUAGCCAGCAUGACCACGACCGGGAUGUCUCGAUUAUCCUCUGACAGCAAGUAAACGAACUGCAUCACUACUCGCGCAGAGACUCGUCUAAUCGCCUCUAGAAAAGUUGAAUACUUUAACUCAGACAGGUUAUAAGAUCAGGUUAUUUCUUGUCAUUCCUAUCGGCGCACCGAGGUAAAUCUUACACCGGGUUAAGUCGUUAUCUUUGUGGUGAGGUUUUUUUCAUGUACCUGUAAGGAAGUUGCAGUAACCCUUUUCUGAAUCAAUGCCUCAGUUCCCGUUCGUUUCAACGAUGGUGUAAAUCGAGAACGGACAAGGAGGCGGAAGGUAUAUAACGAGUACUUUGAAACAUCUCAAUUUAGAUGUACCCCCCCCCCCCCCUCUCCCCCCUCUCUCUCUCUGGAGAAAAUUGGAUGUGUUGUUUUUUCAUAUUGCAACGAGGUCAAAUCAAACAGUGGAAACGGGAUACUGCAGCUUCAUUUAACGCGAAUUUCUCUGUAAAUGUGACCCACCAGCAAUGAAAAGUGGUUAUAGUUUUCAACAGUAAAUUACAUCUGGAAAUUAUUUAUGCACUAUUGCUCCAUCCCGUGAUAGCGUUACACUGAAUGAUUCUUUAGCCAAACGUGCGAAGGUCACAGGAUCUUCGCGUUCAACACUGAAAGGACCACGGAUGGAAGAUAAAGAGACCAGAAGAUCACGAGGAAGAAUAAUCAAGUCGAUCUCUGCAGUUAAAAUGUCGACUGACUAAAUCCCUGGAACAAUGAGAAGGGAAUGUAUGCGAAAGACACUUGGCGGUGUGACUUGUGUAGUUGUCAAGUCUUGGAAACUUUCAUUCCUGUGGUUGAGGUAGAAUCACAAUGCGCCUGGAAUAUUUACCCCGACCCUGAAUUUACAAAGACAAAGUCUGUACACCUUUCCUGAAAGUAAUUGUUACAUUUUAUGAAAUAUGGGUAAGCGAUAUCUAUUGCGACUUCGAGAAUCCUUUACGAAUGAUCAAAUCCCACUACGCUGGCCUCCCCACCCCUGAGCUAUUCUGUGAGUUUAGAAUUAUGUUGUUGUUUCAUCUGUUCUUGGAGUGACUUCAUCUACACGAUUUCUGCGCUGUCUCCAUUGCAGAUUCGGUGUCUCGAUGGCUAUUUAACCCAUUUUAUUUCACAUCAACCCGCACUAAACCCCCCCCCCCCCCCCCCCCCCCCCCCCCCCCCCCCCCCCCCCCCCCCCUAUCUUAAGCGGGGUUGUUUGCUAAGAACCACCUGUAACUUCUUACCAUAACACUUUUUGUUUCCCAUUCGCGAGAGAAAAUGAAGGAAGAAAAUAAAGGCAAAACAUGCUCUUCAUCUUUUUAUUUUUGUAAAAAAAUAUGUGCUAAAUAAUAUUUAUUACUUAUUUCGUUUGGAGAAAAAAGUGACUUGUGGAUUAACUGUCGAGAUUUUAAAAUUAAUUAAAAAAAACAAAUAAAUCUUGUGUGCUUUUAAUUUGAAGUCUGGAGAAUAACAUUAUUUUUUAACUGCAUGCAACCAAAAAACCCCCAAAGACGGCGGUCAAUGCAAAAGCCAUUUCUUGCAUAUCAUAUCUCUGUUUGUAGGACACCCCUGUCUUGCUCAGCUAGACCCGACCUCAUAAUUUGCAGGAUAUAUCAAAAGUUUGCGAGGAAGCGAUAUGAGUAUAAUUUAACGGCGAAGAGGAACUUACAAAUACACCUUCGUUGUUUCAAUUCUUUGACUACAUGUGCACACAUAUAAGCCUUACAUGUUUUUUACCCCCCCGGUAAAAACGGUUCCAUCAACGACGUAAUUUACGUGUACUGUCCCCGCUUCAAAUUCCAAAAUAAAACAAAAAAAUCUGUAAUCGAAUAAAUCACUUGCAAUCAAAUUCGAGGCCAGUGUGAAAAAGCCCGCACAAGAAAUCUCGAAUGUCACGACAAUAUCCCCCUUGCAAAUUUCUGUACGACACUUCAAGGG